UAUUUCCACUUUAAAUUUCUUUCUGCCCAUUAAACAAUGAAAAUGGCAGAUUACCAAUCAUCCUUUCCCCUCUAAAGGAAACACCCAUCAUUGCUCCCAACAAUCCUUUUCAACCUUAGAAACCUGAGCUUCUAAGAUAUUCCCACCCAUUCUUCAAAUCCUUCUUCUUCUUCCAUUCCAAUUCCUUUUUCCUCUUUCCUCUUUUCUCUUUCCAUUCUCUCAGUAUUAAUACCCCACUCUUUACACCCUUUAUUCCUCCCUUCUCCUUCCUUACUCAUUCUCAACCUCUGUUUUCCUCUGUUUUUCUUUUCUUGUUAAUUUCUGAUCCAACCACAAAUUAUGGAUCCUACUUCUGGAUUUUACACCUUCAUAACAAGAGGAAUAGAUGAUCUAGAAAGGGUAUUCCUUUCUAACAAUUUCAUGUCAAUACAAUUCCUUCAAAGAGCACUUUCUCUUCUUAGAUCAUUCCAUUCUCAAUUGACAAUUCUUGUUCAAAAGCUUCACCUUUCUGUGGGAGAUAAAUGGCUUGAUGAAUACAUGGAUGAAAGCUCUAAGCUUUGGGAUGCUUGUCAUAUCCUUAAAUCAGGAAUUUCAAACAUGGAGAAUUACUACUCUUCUGGCCUUAACAUCGCUUCCUCUCUCGACGGCCAUCGCCACAUCACUCCUCAACUCUCUAGACAGGUGAUUCGGGCACUUUCCGGAUGUAGAAGGGAAGCAAUAGGAAUGGAAGAGGAAAACAGAGCAUUAGUGGAGACAAGAAUCGAAGCAUUAUCCCUUAGAUUCGAUGAAAAAGUAUCAGUUGAAUCCAAAUUGAACGGUUUUAGUGGGUUCCGAGGAGUUCUAUAUGCUAUGAGGAAUGUGAGUUCUUUACUACUUAUGAUCCUGUUAUGUGGAUUAGUCUACAAUUGGCCAGAAUCAAACGUUCUUAGGGGAGGAUAUGAAGGAUGUGUAAUAUUUGGGUCAGCUUUUAUGGUGUCAACAGCAAGAUUACAGCAAAGGGUAGCAGCACAGAUGAACCAGAUCAAUGGAGGAAGACCAGGGGUACUUCUUUACGAGUUUCGAAGAUCGAAAGCCGCCAUGGAAGAGCUGAAGGCAGAAUUAGAAAGGAAAGGAGGAGAAAGAUCAGUGGAGUGGGAAUCUGAGGUAGGAAUAAGGGAAAGAGUUGACAAUUUAAAAGGUUGUUUUGGGGUUUUAAGAUCUGGUGUUGAGAAUAUCAUCAGCCAACUUGAUGAUUUCUUUGAUGAAAUUGUUGAUGGAAGGAAGAAAUUAUUAGAAUUUUGCAGUCACAGAUAAAUUAUGAAAACCAAAAACAAUAGAAAUGUUCAAAAUGGAUUAAGAAAAAGAAAAUUUACAGUUUUUCAGAUGAUCAAUACCAGCAAGAUCAAGAUGAAAUGGUUGUUGUUGGGUAUCUAUGGCCUUUAUCACCCUCAUUUUCCUCCCUUAAUUCCUUCCCUGCAAGAAAAAAAAAAACUUUUUCUAAAUCCCAUUAUCACAAGAUGAAUCAAGAAUCAAAUGUUUUCCCAAGAAAGCCCUUAGAUAAAGGGGGUAUUUUUUUUUUUCUUUUUUUCAAUUAUUAUGAUUUGAUGGCAAUAUUAGUUAGGGAUGUUAAUUAGUAGCAUUAGUUUUUUUUAUAUAUAUUUAUUAUUAUCUACUAGUAAGUAAGUGAUUCAUACAGACUGCUGUAAUCAAAGUGAAUCAAUCAGUUUCAGUGUAAGUUAAAUAUGAAGACUUUCACAUUAUAUUUUGAAGUGUAGAAAUGAAACAAAAUGAUGGACA
Amaranthus tricolor (Joseph's coat) is the source of this 1776-nucleotide messenger RNA. RefSeq lists its product as uncharacterized. The record is from RefSeq and is a predicted model, not a curated record. The coding region runs from base 340 to 1293 and encodes 317 amino acids. The transcript is spliced from 2 exons. NCBI's taxonomy places the organism in Eukaryota, Viridiplantae, Streptophyta, Magnoliopsida, Caryophyllales, Amaranthaceae.